This is a messenger RNA of Sphenostylis stenocarpa, 345 nucleotides long. NCBI's taxonomy places the organism in Eukaryota, Viridiplantae, Streptophyta, Magnoliopsida, Fabales, Fabaceae. The record is from the annotation of a GenBank genome assembly.
AUGCUCUCUAUGCCAUUUGAUUGUGAUCAAUACUUUGGUGAACAUAGACUAGCCAAUAUUGGUCGCCAUGCUCUACAUUUGUUUCUAAGAGGAUCUAUCCGCAACAAGCUUGGGUUCCGUGUGUUACUUUCAAACAUGUACAGGAGUCAACUCUUACAAAGCCUGAUGGAUGCUAACCGUGAAACUAAGAACUUUGUUUGGCAAGGAAGCAGAUGGUGGUUGUUGGGGAUGGCCACAGCUUGGAUACUGAUCAUUCAAGUUGAUGUGUCCCUUUUGGUUGACUUGAAAUUGGCUGGGGUCAUGAAUGGUUACAGCUCGUCUCAGUUCAAAUCGGGGAACCCAUAA